This is a messenger RNA of Athene cunicularia (burrowing owl), 1422 nucleotides long. RefSeq names its product CD180 molecule (gene CD180). Gene Ontology annotation, molecular function: protein binding. The record is from RefSeq and is a predicted model, not a curated record. Gene Ontology annotation, cellular component: plasma membrane. NCBI's taxonomy places the organism in Eukaryota, Metazoa, Chordata, Aves, Strigiformes, Strigidae.
AUGUCAUUUAUUCCAAUAACAAAUCUGUACAGCUUGCAUGCCUUCAUCUUGGGCACCAACCACAUCUCUUCACUGCAGCUUCCUCCCAGCUUUCCCACUCAAAACCUCAAAUAUGUUGACUUUCAAAAGAACAACAUAAGAGCAAUCACAGCAGAAGAUAUCUGCAUUCUGCAGAAGAUCAGCUUUAUCUUUAAGGGCAAUGACAUUAUAUACAUUGAAUCUGGAGCUUCCCAGUCCCUUUUCUACAGUUUGGACUUUAGGGGCUGUGCUGACAUCUCUGAGGUCCUGGCAAGUAUACAGAACUUCACAGCCCAGACCCUUUGGCUGGGAACAUUUCACGGUGUGCAAAAGAAUCCCUACAUAAGCCCAAAUGUUUUACAAUGCCUCUGUAAUAUCUCUGUCAAGGAUCUCUAUCUGCAGCUAUGGCAAUUCCAAAACCUAAACGCUGACAUAUCAGUGCUUGACCAGGCUUUGAAAACUAGACCUAACUCAAACCCACAUCAAAGCACUGUACCAAGCAUCAGUGGCAUGAUCUCACUAGUUCUCAAUGUGAAUUCCUUUGAGCACCUCCGCAACAUCAGCUCUGCUGCCUUCACCUCUCUCACCCACCUCUACAUCAAGGGGAACUUGCAGGUCCUGCAGCUGCACUAUGGCUGUUUGGAGAAAGUGGCAAAGCUUCAUCAUCUUGAUUUAAGCAAGAGCAUACAGAAAACAGACUGCUCGAAUGAAGCACUGAGUGGUCUGAGCAGUCUUCGCUACCUCAAUCUGAGCCAUAACAUAAAGCUCCACCUCCAAGACCUGCUCAUUAAGGAUGAUGCUAACCUAGAGCUGCUGGACCUAGCUUUCACUCCUCUUCAUAUCAACACCUCUCAGGGUCCUUUUCGAAAUUGACAUCUCUUGCAAUUGCUGAAUCUUUCUCUUCCCACAUAAACUCAACACCUCUUUCAAGGCCUGGAAAACGUCAUGCUCUUGGACCUUAGUCAAAAUACCUUUGAAUCAGGGGUCAUGCCAAAGAACAAACUGUUCUAACAGCUAUCUAAUUUAGAGGUGCUAAUUUUAUCACCCUGUGAACUGAUAGCAAUAGGCAACCAAGUAUUUCACAGCCUCAAGAAGUUACAGCAUGUUGAUCUAAGCAACAACAACGUAGAGUAUUCAAGCACAGAUGUAUUUUCAAGCCUCAAGAGCAUCUACCUAAAUUUUGCCCACAACAGGAUCCAAAUUGUACCACAUAACAAGCUAGUAUCCCUAGCUGGACACUGUGGAAUCAAUUUAAGUGGUUGCAAAAACAACCCUCUGGACUGCACCUGCUCCAGUAUUGGUUUAAUCACCUGGUAAAAGCAGAAUCUGGAUAAAAUUGAAGACCCUGAGUGUCCUCUCUGCUUUCUUAUUUGUCUGCAAAAUGCCAUUCAUGACACUAUGUAA